AUGAACAACAGCUUCUCCUUUCUCGACACAUCGUCGAACCCCAACAUGCCCCGCUCUGCACCUUCACCAACAUCUUCACAGUCCGGUUCCCAAACGAAUGGUAUGAUCAUGGGUGGCGGAGGGAACGGGAAUGCACCACCGCCACAAACAAACGGAGGAGGCGGAACCAUACCCAUGGUCAACGGGUUACCCAGUGGGGGUCAGCAGACGGAUAUGAAUUAUCUUUGGAGUGUCGUGCAGCAAUUGAGCCAGAUGCUCGAUGAGAACAGAGCACAGACAGCAGGCAUCAUCAAUGGCGUCCAGUCGUUACGGCAGCGUGCUGCUGAGGAUGGGGGCAGUGUUGGAGGAAUGGGCAUCCGUGAAGUGAACGGAGAGCUGGAUGCUGCUUCUCGCGCCGCUGAGAUCACGGACCUUCAAUCGCGCCUUUCGAAUGCCGAGACUACGAUAAACUCUCUCAACUCAACAAAUUCACAACUCGCUUCCCUCUUAACGGACUACGAAAACGCACUUACGCUCCUCCUCGAAAAACUUCGCCCCUACGCAUACACCCAAACGCAAGCCAUCAUAUCCCUUCAUAAACACUACCAGGGUCUAUUAGACACCGAAAGGAACACAAGCAUGCAGAUGAGACUGGAACAUGCCGAAUGGCAAGCAGGCCUGGGAAGAGUGGCCGAGUACGCCAGAGGUGCAUUGAAAGGGCAGGCAGAGAGUGAGAUGGGGUUGAGGAGCGAGAUCAGAGAACUGAAGGAAGAGAAUAGAGUAUUACGGAGAUUAGCUGGCUGGGAGGCCAAGCCAGACAGUGAGAAUGAGGAAGACCAGGAAAAAUCAUGAUACCCGAAAUUGCUGUUUUCUGUAAACGACAGAAUUAUGGACUUGUACGAUAUAGUAAGGUGCAAUUUCCACAAGCAUAGCGAAGGCGUUUGACA
Messenger RNA from Periconia digitata, 926 nucleotides. Lineage: Eukaryota; Fungi; Ascomycota; Dothideomycetes; Pleosporales; Periconiaceae. The record is from the annotation of a GenBank genome assembly.